Molecule: messenger RNA, 405 nt
Organism: Soboliphyme baturini
Lineage: Eukaryota; Metazoa; Nematoda; Enoplea; Dioctophymatida; Soboliphymatidae
Source: the annotation of a GenBank genome assembly
GUGGAUGACGUCAGUUUGUUUAAUCGUCGUCUGGAUUACGAAUUUUUUCUUACUCAUGAGCCCGUCGAUGGAAACUUCGUGUACAGGAAUGUUCGAGAAAACUGCUUCCGUUUGCGCCUUGAUCCGGGUCGUUACGUCGUCCUCCCUACCACCUUCGCUCCAAACGAAGAAGCCGAGUUUCUUCUUAGAAUAUAUGCGAAAAAUCCAUGUGCAAGGUCUGUGGAAGCACGUAUUCGCAUUCCGACUGUGGAACUGAACGUGAAGACCGACGAAGAAUGGGAAACGAUGGUUAAAAAUGAAAUACUUACAUUUACUUCCGGAAAUCACGAAGUGGAUACUACCACCCUCUUCCAGCUUUUACAGACGUGGCUACAUAGUAAGGAAAUAAUGACGGUUGUACUUUAG